UAUAUUUGAAUUCUGAAAAGUUCGAUACCGUCCAAGUGAACGUUCGGUACUUACGAAGAACCAGCUUCCAUUACGACCUUCGGAUGAUUCCCCUCUUUCAGACCUCUGCAGCUCCAUAGUUUUCCAGCGUUUGUUCCACCGAUUCCAGCGCCACCCAGUUGCUCGUUUACGGCUCUUCGGGACUGAAACUUGUAUAGUGAGAGUACAGCAGAAUCGUCGGCCACAGAAAUGGUAAAAGCCAUAAGAGUUCAUGAACUUGGUGGACCUGAGGUUCUCAAAUGGGAGGAUGUGGAUAUUGGAGAACCGAAGGAGGGUGAGAUUCGAGUUAGAAACAAGGCAAUUGGUCUAAAUUUUAUCGAUGUUUACUUCAGGAAAGGAGUAUAUAAAGCUGCUACCAUGCCCUUUACUUCAGGCGUGGAAGCUGCUGGGGUGGUGACAGCGGUUGGCCAUGGAGUAAAUGACAGGAAAAUUGGAGAUAUUGUUGCUUAUGCUGGGAAUCCGAUGGGCUCAUAUUCCGAAGAACAGAUACUUCCCGCUGACAAAGUUGUUCCAGUUCCUCCCUCAGUUGAUGCUACAGUUGCAGCAUCUGUCCUGCUGAAGGGCCUGACAGCUCAAUAUCUAGUCCAUCAUUCUUACAAGGUUGAACCUGGACAUAUUGUCCUCGUUCAUGCAGCAGCUGGUGGAGUUGGAUCCUUACUGUGUCAGUGGGCUAACAGUCUUGGUGCCACUGUCAUUGGAACUGUCUCAACCAAAGAGAAGGCAGCUCAAGCCAAGGAGGACGGAUGCCAUCAUGUUAUUAUCUAUAAGGAGGAGGAUUUUGUCGCUCGUGUUAGUGAGAUAACGGGCGGAAAUGGCGUUAAUGUUGUUUAUGACUCUGUAGGAAAGGAUACCUUUCAGGGAUCAUUGGCAUGUCUAAAGCCUCGUGGCUACAUGGUGAGCUUUGGGCAAUCGUCAGGUACCCCCAAUGCGGUUCCACUCUCUGAUCUUGCAGCAAAAUCUCUGUUCUUGACGAGACCUACCCUAAUGCAUUAUAACAUUACCUGGGAUGAGCGGUUGAAGGCUGCACAAGAGGUAUUCGCAAAUGUAGAAUCUGGUGCUCUUCGGGUUCGUGUUAAUCAUACGUACCCUUUAUCUCAAGCUGCGCAGGCGCAUGCUGACCUUGAGAGCCGUAGAACAUCUGGGUCAGUUGUGCUCAUACCUUAAAACUAUUGUCUUUGGAAAACCAUUUCUAUUUGAACUGGUUCUGUAUUGACUUUGUGAGGUGGGAAGGAAAGGCUGUGAAAUAUGUGCUCUGGAUGAAAGUAUAUGUCAAUAUGACUUGAAUUCACUUAUUUUCAUACCCUUUGUCCCAAGUUUUUAGAAGGUUAGGACUGGGAGAAUGUUGUCAAAGAAUCAAACUUUUACAUGACAAUGAAUUUUUA
Molecule: messenger RNA, 1421 nt
Organism: Momordica charantia (bitter melon)
Lineage: Eukaryota; Viridiplantae; Streptophyta; Magnoliopsida; Cucurbitales; Cucurbitaceae
Cellular component (GO): cytosol
Molecular function (GO): NADPH binding; quinone reductase (NADPH) activity; mRNA 3'-UTR AU-rich region binding
Source: RefSeq, a predicted model, not a curated record